Carcharodon carcharias (great white shark) is the source of this 5620-nucleotide messenger RNA. It is a transcript of the gene dlec1, whose product is annotated as DLEC1 cilia and flagella associated protein. NCBI's taxonomy places the organism in Eukaryota, Metazoa, Chordata, Chondrichthyes, Lamniformes, Lamnidae. The transcript is spliced from 41 exons. The coding region runs from base 273 to 5495 and encodes 1740 amino acids. The record is from RefSeq and is a predicted model, not a curated record. Gene Ontology annotation, biological process: negative regulation of cell population proliferation.
CGGCAUGCAAUGACAUGUCAGCGUCGCUCGGUCUCUCAUGCUCAUUGGUCGCCUCGUCGGCCGAAGCUGGGUGCCGUGGAGACCGUUGUCAAACAGACAAGAUGGCGCCGGCGGGUUGGAGUGAGAAUAUGGAUGUUGUUGAAAAGGCCAGAAUUUAUUGCCCUAAUUAUCCUUGAGAAGGUGGUGGUGAGAUGCCUUGUUGAACUGCUGCAGUCCAUUUGGUGAAGAUAUUCCCAGAGUGCUGAAAGGUUCCUGACAAGAAUAUUUGUGAAAUGAAUGAAGAAGAAAUUGUGGAGAAAAACGACCUCUCUCCUUUGGAAAAAAGUAGCACUUUGUCGCAGACCCAACCUGCACAAGGGUCAGCUUCAGAAAUGACAAAGGAUGUCUGUGAGCUGUAUGAAAAUGAUAAUGUCCAGACUGUCUCUUCAGAACCGUUUAUGUACAGACAUCGGCCAACAUCAGGAAGAACACAGGACAUAUCGUUUUUAUUGGCAAGUAUCUUCAAGGAACUUUACACUGGAAGAGUUAUUGGCAAGGACGUAACAAAGAACCUUCUGACGUCACGUGGUGGAGACAAUGAGUACCACGAGAGAUUUGUGCAACAGCUGCAAGAGAUUCACACAGAGUAUGACAAACGAAUUGCAGAAGUUGACACAGUUGAAAAGCACAUCAUCCAGGCCCGGGCACGAGCCACAGCAGCAGAGGAAAAGGCCUUGAAUAGAAAAACGGGGUAUGGGAUCGAUUAUCAAUCACUGAAUCAGAAAUCACUGGGAGUACCAGCAGCGAAGUCCGCAUUCAGGGACUGCAUAGACAGUGAGCUACUUAAGAAGCACAACUUAAUCACUCCUGAGGAUUAUAUCACUGAGAAGCCCCUGAGCAGCAAAACCCCAUUACCUGCAGGGAAACCUCAGACCUAUGUUCCCAAACUAACAGAAAACUUCAAGAAACGGAUUUCUAAUAGCCCAGUGGAUGAUGGAUAUACACACAUGAGCCAACCUAAGGCUCCCUGCACAUCGCUGGAGUGCAGAUCAUCCUUAACUCUACUGUCGUCUUCUGAGGAAUCCGUGAAUCUGAAAGGGCCCAAACCCAAGGAAGAAACAUCAAGGAAAGACCUCUGGAAGGACGAGCUCCCUGUGGCUGAUCGAAUCCAGGCACGGCAGGAGUUGGCGAAGUUCGAGAGAUGCCACAACUUCCUGAAAAACCCACGCUACCUGCCGCCUCAACUAGGAGGCAAAUCUCUCAUUAUGCCAAAAAAGAAGAUACCAAAGAAAGUGGCUGGAAGACACCUAUUUGUAGACCAGAGUGACCCCAGUGAGCCUAUUCCUGUCUUUCUGGCAAAUCCACCCAUUAUUCUCUUUACGGACUACAAGGUGGGACAGGUGUAUGAGACAAAUGUUGAGUUGCGGAAUCUGACUUCCAGCAGCCGCCAGCUCAGAGUUAUCCCACCGAGUACUUCAUUCUUUUCCAUUGGGCUGGGUAAAUUCCCAGGAGAGGGAGGAAUUGUCGCUCCGGGGAUGACCUGCCAGUACACAGUCCGAUUUGCUCCUGAUUCUCCAGCUGAAUACGAGGAUUUCCUAAUUGUGGAGACACAGACACCAUAUCCACUUGUGGUCCCCAUUGAAGCCAGAAGAGCUCCUCCUAUACUAACCUUACCUGGUACUUUAGACUGUGGAUACUGCUUGGUGGGUGGAGUGAAGAUUACAGAAUUCCUGUGCAGAAACGAUGGCUACAACUCUGGCUGUUUCUGCGUGAUGCUGAAGAAAAUGUGGCCAACGACAAAUUUCAGGAGUGUAGCAGCUGCUGGCUUUCUGGACGUAACUCCUUUUGCAGUCAGGCCUGCCGUCUUUGAGCUGAAUCCAGGCCAGGCCCUGAUCCUGGAGGUGGCCUUCCUUCCACCUUCUUCAGAAACCUUCUCCCAAACUAUUACUAUGGUGUGUGACAACUGUCAAGUGAAAGACUUUGUACUAACAGGCACUGGUCAACUUGUUGCUCUGGAUUUCAUCUCUAUCUCUGGUGGAGAGAGUGUUACUGCCCCAGGAGAAUGCAGAGAUGUAACAGCAGAUCAUUUUGUGCGCUUUGAUGCUACCAACCCAUGUGUUUGUUCUCAAAAGAUACUCACCCUCCGCAACGCUACGCACGUGGAACUUCCCUUUUGCUGGCAAAUACUAAAACCUAAUCUGAUAUGUGCUAUUCCUGGCGAGUCUGUCCAACCCACCAACCUGGACUAUGAUCAGGAUUUAAAAUCCGCCUUUCACAUCUGCCCGGAUAAUGGAGUUUUGGAUCCCCACCAAGAUCAUGAGUUCAUCCUCACUUAUUUCCCGCAAGAGCUGAAGGACUAUCACAGUGUGCUUUACCUUGUAUUGCGGGAUAUUCCAGAACCUUUGAAUGCCAACGAGUGUAACACCAGUAGGAAAAAUAGCUUGGAAAGAUCUAUGAAAACAGCUUCUGCAGCGAUUAGUAACGUCAUUGGCUUGGAGCUGGAGGUUAAGGGAUAUACCGAGCCAUUUCAAGUCCUAUUGAAGCCUUACGCCAUUCUCAUCCCAGGCGAGCACUACAUGGGCACGACUCUGAAAAAGUAUUUUGAGAUGUGGAAUAAUAGCAAAUCUACCAUCUACUAUGAGUGGGAGAGCAUGCACGAUUCUCAUAUCUUGGAGGUGCUGCCACCUUGUGGAACAAUAGAGCCCAAUGAUUACUGUGACCUGGAACUGUUACUUACUGGAGGCAAGCCUGAGAAAAUGAGCCACCGUCUGCAGUGUCACAUCAGAUAUCAAGAGGAGCCAGUGGCCCUUUACAUGGAGGCAACUUUUGUGGGUCCACAGGUUUGCAUUGACCUUCCAUCCCUGGAUUUUUGCCUGAUGAGGCUGGGAACCAGGGCUAUGUCCACCAUCCCGAUCAAGAACACAUGCCAGCUUUCAGCUUUGUGGCAUCUCCAAGAGAAUCCAGAGUGCCUGAGGGAACAGAAUGAAGAGGUCUCGCAGUUUACCUUUGAACCAUCUAGCGGGGAACUGCCACCACUGGCUGAGUGCUGUGUGACCGUCCUCUUCACGCCAACCAAGUGUCAAAGCCUGAAGACAGUUCUCGAGUUGAAAGUGGAAAAUGGAAGUACAAGUCACAUUGCAGUGCAGGCUGAAGUCCAGGAGGUGCGGGUGUGUUUACUGUCCUGUGCUGUCAUUUUCAAAGAUGUCUACAUUGGGAUCCCAGCACAGGAAACAGUGAAACUCUUCAACCAGACACUACUACCAGCAAAAUACACCUGGGGAGAGCUGCAUGAAAGUGAUGUGCAUCAGUGUAGAGUCACUGCCACACCAGCGAGUUGCACUUUGGGACCAAAGGAAGAGGCAGUGGUGUGUGUGGAAUUAACAGCUUUCGGCAUGCAUGAACUGAGCAGUGUGACACUCUCAUGCACAGUAGAGGAGAUGAAAGAACCGCUUCUGUUGGAGAUACUGGCUAAACCAAAGGGCCUGAAUGUCACUUACAGCCUUCCUGCUGACAGCACCGAGGAGAGUGACAAGCUACUUCUGGACUUCGGGGACAUGACGGUGAACAGCACAAUGAAGAAGCAAUUGCUGAUCACCAACAACACUGCCAUUCCAGCACCAUUCAACCUGGAAGUGGAGUACUUCAGCAGCUGCCCUCCAGUGCCUCCUUCAAGCAGCAGGCUGUUAGCCAGUCAGUCGAGUAGUCAGUCGAGCAAUCACUCUAGAACAUCUCUUCUUAAGAGAACAGUGACCCUUACAGGAGGCGCAAGCAAGUCACCGAACCAACUACAACGUGAAUUUGCGGAUGCACUGCUCUGUCACAGGAAGGGUGCAGCGUUUGUUGUCCAGCCGAAUGCAGGGACCUUGGGGCCCUUCCAGCAGCAGGCAAUUGAAAUUACAGCCUUUGCCAACAUGUGGGGAGACUACACCGAUUAUCUCAUUUGCAGAGUUGAAAAGCUCGAGCCUACUAAUGUCCUGAUGAAGUUGUCUAUUAAAGGUGUUCCACUCUACUUCAAGGUUUUAGGACCACAGAAGGACAAUCAGAUGCAAGGCCCUGUGGUCAGGUUUGGUACCCGUAUCUCUGGAGGUGACACAGUGUCUCGUUCCCUACGGCUCAUCAAUACAGGUCCCUACGACAUUCGAUUGGACUGGGAGACAUACAACCAAGAGAAGGACGACUUGCAGCUGGUGGAUCUGAUCGUUUCAUAUGGGCAGCAGUUCCCGCUGAAGGAUGAAAGCGGUAUUGAGAUCAUUGGGACCAGCAUCGCUUCCAGCGAGAGCGAACACAGCUUCAACUGGGAUGCUGUUUCUAACAGCGUAGGGAGCAGUUCUUUGGCACUCCAGACGGCAGAAUGUGAACUGGAAGAGGAAGAAGAACCAGAAGAGGAAGAAAAAGAGUCGCCAACAAACGCUUUAAUUUCUGUGGCCCUACGAGCUCACGAGGGCACUGCGGCAGACUAUCCAUAUUAUGUGACCCCAAGACAGGUGGUAGUUCCUGCUGGUGGGUUUGUCACCAUCAAUGUCUCCUUCACCCCACUUACACUGACUGAAGUGACAACCGAUGUUGAGUGCGAGGGCUUUGCCUUGGGAUAUCUCAGUCUAGAUGAUCAGAUGGCAUUCGGAGUACCUGGAAAGGUGACUCGAGCCCAAGGAUAUGAUGCAGAGGCUUUACGUUUAGACUUCAAGGCAGUUGUAAAGCCUGCUUUGUUAAGAGUGCAGAUGGAUGAUGACGAUGAAGACCUUUCGUUUUAUGCAGCUGCAAGUGACUUGAUCCCAGAUGGACUGGAAGGCGGAAUCCAAAGAGAAAUGUUGACGACAUGUGGCUUGAGGCUGAUGAACCCCACUGAGACCCCUCUCUACUUUCAGUUUUUGCUGCAUAGACCAUUCUGUAUUUUGAACGUGGACCCCAAAGACAGCCUUAAAUCUUCAAACAGUGACCGGGAGGAGAAUACGAAGAUGUUGGUACUACACCCACAACAGCACAUGCAUGUCACCAUUGCAUUUUGCACUUCCGUGGAGCUGUUGAAACCCCAGGAGAGUUGGCGUCAGAAGAAACAAUGGAAACUGGAGUUUAACCAGGACCUUGUGAUCGAGUACAACAACAAGGCUACACAGCUCAUUCCUCUCCAGGCUUUCUUCGCACUGCCAUUCUUCCAGCUCUCCACCAAUAACAUCGAUUUCGGUAUUUGCUUUGUUGGACAAACUAGGAGAAAGGAGAUCUUCCUCCUGAACAGGACGGGAUCAAAGAGCUACUGGACUGCAGUCAUCGCUCCAAGUGAAAGCCAGGAGGACCAGGGAGUGUUUGAAAUUUGUCCCAAGCACGGGGUUCUGGAAGCGCACUCCAUCCAUUUAUCAGUAAGCCGAGUAGCAAUACAGAUCAACUUCACCGCAAGAGACAAUAAAGUAUAUCAAACAAGCAUUACCAUCCAAGGAAUACUGGGAGAGACCCCCGUAGAAUUCUCAGUUCAGGGAAGAGGGUCGUUUGACGAAAAAUACGAAGCUAUGUUCAUCCCGUAGCAUCAGCAGAGAUCGAAAAAGCACAGUGCUUCCACUUUAUUAACAAACUUGACGACUCAAAUGAUUUGUUGUACCGUCUUUGUGAACUCUUAACAUCUGAAAUAUUUUUUUCUAUUAAAACUAAA